AUGGACAGGGUGCCGCCAACAGCUCCACCUCAGCAGGGUGGCAAUUACGUCUCUGGUGGCGGGUCUGGGAGGUCUAGGGAGUCUGAUGACCGCAAGUUGUUCAUUGGUGGAUUGCCGGGCGCCUGUGAGAAGCAGCAUAUGGACAGCUACUUCUCGCAGUUCGGCCCUGUGGAGCACACGAUGGUCAUGUACGACCGCAACACAGGGCGAUCCCGAGGAUUUGGUUUCGUUGUCUAUAGCCAGCUGACCGACAUGGAGACUUGUCUGGCCAGCGGGCCGCAUGUUCUAUUGGAGAAGACUGUUGACGUGAAGAGGGCCUCUCAGGAUCCCCCAUCGCAUGGGGGGAAAGGAGGUGGUAAGGGCUACAGUGGAGGAAAGGGGGAGUAUGGGGGUAAGGGAGGCUAUAGUGGAGGCAAAGGCAGUGGCGACUUUGGGUACAGCAGAGGAGGUCCCAGUGAGGGCAGCGACAACCCGUGUAAGGUCUUCGUUGGUGGCUUGCCCAAUAGCUGUGACCAAGCACGUUUGCAUGAUCACUUUUCUCGAUAUGGUACAGUGGCUGAAGCCCUGGUGAUGUACGACCGUGAGACCGGGCGUCAUAGGGGCUUUGGUUACGUUAUCUACUCAUCGCCGGCUGACGCUAAUGCGGCUAUUGCUGGCGGCGAUGCAAACGUCAUUGAUGAUAAACAUGUUGAGGUCAAACAUGCUCGACGUGAAGGGUCUCGUGGGAAGGGGAAGGGCCGCCCCAUGGGGUCAUUUGGUGGUGGAGAUGCUGGUGGAUACGGCCAAAGACCUCCCUCAUAUCAGACUGGAGGCUACCGUUCGCCCCAACCGCCCAUGUACAGUGGCAGUGCAUAUCAACAACAGCCUAUGAUGCAGCAGCAGCAGGCUGGCUCUGGGCAAUAUGGUGGUUAUGGCUCCUCAGCUUAUGGUGGUGCUUCUCGACAGAGCGUGGGGGGUGGUGGCUAUGGACCGGCGGCUCCACCUCCUCCUGCAGCUGGUUAUGGAGGCUACCCUCAACAACAGGGUUAUGGUCAACCUCCUCAGUAUAGGGCCAGCCCUUAUUAGCGCUAUGAAAGCCUUUGUACAUUAUUUUUGGGAGGUAUCUCGAGGAGUGGCUUUCUCCAUAAUGAUAGAGUAGCUGUAUUUGAUAUACUCUCGCUAGUGGCUGAUCGCUACUGUGGUGAUUGUCGGUGAUGCGACUAUGGUAUUGUCCCUUUCGCUGUGUCCCGUCGAUGGCGAUAGGCGUUUGCUUGUCGCUAUCGUUGGGGUUAUUUUACGU
This is a messenger RNA of Perkinsus marinus ATCC 50983, 1279 nucleotides long. RefSeq names its product pre-mRNA-splicing factor SF2, putative. Bases 1 to 1065 code for a protein of 354 amino acids. The transcript has 10 exons. Lineage: Eukaryota; Perkinsozoa; Perkinsida; Perkinsidae. Gene Ontology annotation, molecular function: RNA binding. The record is from RefSeq and is a predicted model, not a curated record.